AUGAAACAGGAUAUGGAAAGCUUUGUAGCAAUGAUGAGAAGGGUAUGGAAUGAAUGGGAACUGAGGUCCUUAGUUCUCAUUAGCCUCCUCAUUCAGAUUCUACUCAUUUGCUUCGCAAGUGUCCGAAAGCAUAGAGUAUCCACAACAAUCAGCUUCCUUGUUUGGUCAUGCUACUUGUUAGCUGAUUCGGUUGCAACUUUUGCUCUUGGUGUCCUUGCUAAGACCCUACUGAUGAUGAACCAAUGCAACAACAAAAACAACAACAACAACAACUCUUCUUCUGUUGGAGUUGAUGUGCUUAAAGCAUUUUGGGCACCUUUUCUUCUGCUGCACUUAGGUGGCCCAGACAACAUCACAGCUUUCUCAUUAGAAGAUAAUGAGCUUUGGUUGAGGCAUUUGGUUGGACUCCUUUUCCAGGUUGGAACUGCAAUAUAUAUCUUCAUCAUCAGCUUCUUUCCUGCUGUACCUAGCCUUUCCUGGCUGAUCAUCACCAUUCUAAUGUUAAUUGGGGGAACCAUUAAGUAUGUAGAGAGGACAUUGGCUCUCAUGAAUGCAAGCCAAGAUCAUUUUAGGAAUUCCAAAACUUUUUACGGCCUCAGUAGAUUGAUGUCCUUUCAUAGGGAACCUGAAGAGAAUAUUAAUGAAGAUGGCAGAAAAAUAAAUGAUGAAAUAGAGGUGAGAUGGAAAGCUCAUAUGUUAUUUCAGGUAUUCCAGCGUCUUGUUGUUGAUCCAGUCGUGACUCCCUAUAAUCAAGGGAAAAGUGAGACCUUCUUCAUGAAUUCAAGUUGGGAUAUAGCAUAUAAAGUUAUUGAGAUUGAACUUGGGUUUCUGUAUGAGGUUCUAUACACCAAGGCCGCCGUGGCUCGGACUUGGAUAGGUUGGAUUCUCCGAUUCACAAGUGUUUCCUCCAUUAUUGCUGCUUCCAUCAUCUUCUUUGCCUUCAUUGAUCAGAAGCAAACAUAUGACAAGAUUGACUUAACAAUUACAUGGGUCUUACUGAGUGGGGGUAUUGCUCUAGAGUUGUGGUCAUUGAUGACUAGAUCACUCUUCACAGACUGGACUAUUGCUUGGAUGAGGGAGAAAAACUUCAAUCCAUUAAUUACCAGAUUUGUGUUUAAAGCUGUUUCUUAUAAAAAGAAACCCAAAUACAUGGCUCAGUACAACCUGAUCAAUUUUUGCCUCAAAGAUUAUAAGCCAUCCUUCUGGGGAAAAGUCAUGGAGGGCAUUCAAAUGAAGGACCUUAUUAAUAAACACUGGUACAGAACUUACAAGGAAAUCUCUGAGGAACUUGCAAUAUACAUCUUCGGGGAGUUGCAAAAAGCAACAGCUUCUAAGUCUUACCAGCGUUUUGGAAUUACUAGAGGUCAAUGGGCACUUCAAAGCAGGAUAAUUGAUGAUCAAGAAGGACACGUAUGUCAAGAGAGAUUGGAAAAUCAAAUAAGAAUAAAUAGUGAAGAUGAUGAGAUAAUACUAAAUAGCAUCAAGGUUGAAUUUGAAGAAAGCAUUUUGCUUUGGCACAUAGCUACAGAUACCUGCUAUUACUUGGAUGGAGAAGAGAAUCAAUCUGAAACAGUGAUGUCCAACCAGAGAAUAAGUAGAGACAUAUCCAAUUACAUGUUAUAUCUUCUUGUAUCACAUCCUUCAAUGUUGAGUGCAGCAGGAAGGGGACAAAUCAGAUUUCGGGACUCCUGUGAUGAAGCCAAAUUUUUUUUCCACCGAAGAAAGCCAGAAACUAAUGAUUUGAAAGAAGCCUGCAUAAGUCUGCAUCAUCAGGAAGACAAACCACUAAUGUUUAAACCAGAUUUUUCUGUAAUAGACAGGGCAUCCAAGCUUGCAAAUGCAUUGUUGAAACAAGCACCUGAAGACAUAGAAAAGAGAUGGAAGAUGAUAAGCCAAAUGUGGUUGGAGAUGCUGUGCUAUGCGGCUAAUGAAUGUAGAGGAUAUCACCAUGCUCACAGACUUGGUGCUGGCCGCGGGGGAGAGCUUCUCUCGGUCGUCUGGAUAUUACCGUUCGAUGUCUACUUCAUUAAAUUUCCACAUUGUUCCAACUACCUUGCUUCUGUUCAUCCUGAUAACGUCAAGAAAGUCGACUUUGAUGAAAGCAUUUUGGUUCGACACAUAGCUACAGAUAUCUGCUAUCAUUUGGAUAGAGAAAAAUAUCCCAAUCUCAAAAGAGUUGUGUCCAAUUACCAGAGAAAUGGUAGAGACAUAUCCAAUUACUUGUUAUAUCUUCCUGUAUCACGUCCUGCCAUGUUGACUGCAGUAGGAGGAUUUGGUGACAUCAGAUUUCGGAAAACCUGUGAUGACAUCAAUUUGUGGUUCCAAGAAAGAGAGACAGAGACUUCAUUUGAUGAGAAAAAAAGCCUGCACUGUUGCGCAUCAAGGGUUGCAAAAACAUUAAUGUUGGAACAACAACCUGAGGCUGAGUAUGACCUAGAAAAGGGGUGGAAGAUGAUAAGCCAAGUAUGGUUGGAGAUGUUAUGCUAUGCGGCAAGUGAAUUUAGAGGAUAUAACCAUGCUCAGAGACUUGGUGCAGAUGGCGGCCGCGGCGGUGGCGGGGGAGAGCUUCUCACCAUCGUCUAG
Macadamia integrifolia is the source of this 2583-nucleotide messenger RNA. RefSeq lists its product as uncharacterized. Lineage: Eukaryota; Viridiplantae; Streptophyta; Magnoliopsida; Proteales; Proteaceae. The transcript has 4 exons. Bases 1 to 2583 code for a protein of 860 amino acids. The record is from RefSeq and is a predicted model, not a curated record.